GCAGGAGGCAGCGACGUUGCACGGCCCCAACAAGGUAGUGGCCCUAAAGGACGACCGCCGCCGCGCACGGGAUGCCUGCAUUGUAAGGGAGAACAUUGGCUGCGGGAUUGCCCGUCCAAGAAUUGGAAGGUGAAGAGAGCGGUCGUUGGUAAGCAGCAGAAAUGUGGGGGUGGAGCAGAAGAAGGCGCAUCUCCAGCAAAAGGCAGUGAUGACGAGGAGUAUACAGUCCUUAUUAACGGAGCUGUGGAGAUAUCGAUGUGUCCAGACACGGGAGCAGACAAGUGCAUUCUCCCGGCGGAUGCAGUGAACCAGGUGCGGGCGAUGGGCCGCACACUUACGACUACACGCCUACUCGAACCUGAACCAGUAGAAGGAGUCGGCGGCAAUGUCACAUUUUGUCAUGAAGCAGCGCAGAUUGACGUGCAGAUCCGCACGUCUGCAGGGCCAGUGAAUCUCUACAAGCUCGACUGUCUGGUGGUGGAAGGUGAAAAACAAUUCCUUCUGAGCCGAAAAGUGAUGAAACGACUGGGCAUUGACGUGAAGCGCGCGUUCGAGCAGCUCGCA
Messenger RNA from Phytophthora sojae, 564 nucleotides. RefSeq lists its product as hypothetical. NCBI's taxonomy places the organism in Eukaryota, Oomycota, Peronosporomycetes, Peronosporales, Peronosporaceae. The record is from RefSeq and is a predicted model, not a curated record. The annotation marks the transcript as partial. The transcript is spliced from 2 exons.